CCAUCUAGCUACAGCACUUAGUAAGAGGAAACUGCAGUGGAGGGACGCUACUCUGCAGUUGUAGUUUUUAAAACCUUUGUAUUAUUUCUUGGUGUUGUAAUUGUAUAACAGACAGCCCAUCCUGUUGGGAACGAAAGGAAAAUCAAAAUCGAGUCUUCCUCUCGGAAGAUUUCAGAAAACUUAAAGUCUUCCCUUCCGAAGACUUCUACACCACUAUCAGUUAGCAGUGUUACCAAGUCUUCAUGAACCUGUGAAAACCCUAACCGGUGUGCUCGUUCCCCUUUCAACCCAGUGGACUUACAGUUCUUUUUUAGUGCUGGCUGGCCGAAAAUGAGGCUGGGUGUUAGCCUAGCCUUCGCCCUCCUCUUGGUUGGGGCGGUGGCCUGGGCGGACGAAGUAGCAGUGAAAACUGAAGCGGAUGGCAUAAAGAACCUGAGUAAAGAAGAGACUGACAACAGCUCAGAGGAAGAUGCAAAAGACGACGCUGUACCCAAACCUUCCAUCUCAGAGAGUGGCGAGACUGACCAAUCAGCGCAGCCGAACAGGAAGAAAAGACAGCUGAGCUUCGGGGGUUCGUCGUCCUCCAAAAAUCAAGGCAGCAGUAGCAGCAACAGCAACACCAAUUCUCAGACGAAAUACAGAAGCUACUCCUCUUCCCGCACUGGUCCUUACACCAUCUCCAAGGAGGAGCUGGACCGUGUUCGAGCAGAGCUGAUGUACCCUUAUACGGACAAGGACGAUCGCGGCGGAACAGGUGACUUGGAGAAAAAUAUCAACGCCCAGAAUACCCAAGUCAACAAGCAGCUGACCUUCCUCUUGCCCUUUUUUGGUUUUGGACUCAACUACACUUGGGUGUCCUUAAACGGUUAUCUCGGCUUCUCCGACGCUCCGUUCAACUGGCAACAUUAUCCUCUGUCUUUCCCUGUGCAAGAAUGGCCAACGAAACCGGACCCUUCAUUCAUUGGACCAUUCUACUCCAAGUGCAACAUCGGAGAACUGAAGCCUGGAGACAUGGACACACGAAAGCCAGGUGUUUAUUGGAGAUUGGAGAGAGAUCUCCCAUCCCGACAGGACCAACGGGGGGUGACGAUUCGCGAGAGGCUGAAGUGGGACAUCCGAGAGGGCAUCGUGGGCGCCGAAAUCUUCUCGCCCAAACACGCCAUCAUCGUCACUUGGAAGAACGUCACCUUCUCCGGAGGCUCCGUCAAUACCCAGGCCAAAUAUGUGACGAACACCUUCCAGCUGGUCGUGGCUACAGACGAAAUCCGAACGUACGCGAUCUUCAAUUACGAGUACAUGGCCUGGACCUCUCACACUGAAGCUGGAGGCUCCACUGAUGAUGGUCAGGGCGGUGUUCCUGCUUAUGUGGGCUUCAACGCCGGCAACGGAACGAGGUCUUAUGAAUACACCCCUUACAGCCAAAAGCUUUACAUCCGGGACCUUUCAGUAGCUGGCUUCGCCAACGGAUUCCCCGGAAGACACAUCUUCAGAAUCGACGAGAAGAUUCUCGCCGGAUGCUGCAGGAGAGAAGAAGAACUACGAGAAUACCCACUUACCUUCGCGCCCGAACACGGCAACAUGUUGGGCGGGACGCUGGUGAACGUGACUGGUCCUUGCUUCAAGUUAACGGACGCUGUCCGAUGCCAGUUCGAUACCACGGAGGUUGAAGGCGUCAUUCUCAGCGGAAACAAAGCAGCCUGCGUCACGCCCCGUCUCUUCGUCUCGGGCCACGUCGACUUCUCCAUCUCCAUCAAUGGCGGUCCUUACUACUGGAAAGGGAGGUUCUUCGUCGAGACGCCGCUUACCGCUCCUGAAGGCGUAUGGUUCAAGGACGACAGUUAUCAGGAACACUCUCCGCAGUCUCUAGACAUCGAAUGGCUGGCGGGUAACUUGACCAUGAACAGAGACGCUUCCGUCCAAAUUUCUCUUUGGGGCUACAGAGAAGUGACCAUCACACCGGAAAUUGUGUACAUCGAUAUGUUGAAGGAAACAACAAACAUUGGGUUCACCACUCUGGUUCCCCAAGAGUACUCGAAUCGUGACAACAGAGAGAACCUCGACUUGGAGAUGGGACUGAUCAUGAUAAACUUAACCACAGCAGAUCCAGAAUACGGCGUUAAGGAAACAACAAUCGUGUGGUCUCGUCCGAUUCCGUUGGCUUGGUACUUCCAUUACCAGUGGGCGAAUCUGCACGGCUCGAACUGGCAGCAAGCGAUGUGCGACAGGUGGAUUGAGAACGACCGUAACCUCAGGAACUUCGCCUACGAAGUGGAGCGGUGCCCAUGCCUUCUGAAGCAAGCUGUAGCAGACAAAGGCAGGUUCUUACCCGACUUCUCCUGCGACCAGGACGGGAACACUGAAUGCGAUUAUCACUUCGGCGCCAUCCACUGCGUCAGAACUGCCUUGCCUAACAAAGACGGAGCUGGUCAACAGUGCUGCUAUGACAGAGAUGGAUACCUCAUGAUGACUGCUGAUAAGAUGUGGGGUGGCAACCCCCACAGGGCCCACAACCUCGGGAAGACGCCAUUCGAUGAGGCCAAUAAGGUUCCAAGUUUGUCUCACUGGUACCAUGACGUCAUCCCGUUCUAUACAUGUUGCAAGUGGCAAGGGGAACAAGCUCCUGGUUGCGUCACCUUCAGGUUCGAACGAAGGUGUUCUCAGAACUGCGUGGGAUACACACCACCCUCGGCAGCUGCUGUGUUCGGCGACCCUCACCUCUACACCUUCGAUGACCUGGCCUACUCCUUCAACGGCAAGGGAGAAUACGUCCUCGUCAGGGUGGACUCCAUCAGGCACGUGCUCGAUGUCCAAGGGCGCUUCGAGCAGAUAGACAAGAACUAUUUGGGAGAAGCAAAGGGAACGAUGCUGACAGCCAUUGCAGCCCGUGACAAUAUUUCGUCAAUCGUCGAGAUUAGAAGGCGGCCCUCUGAUGCCAUUUGGAGGUAUCACUUAGAUGUCAUCGUGGAUGGGGAAAGAAUCUAUUUCGACAGAUAUUCGCAGAAGAUCCAGCAGUUCAGAGAAUGCGUCGUGUACACCCCCAGCAACAUCCUCAACCAGAGUCACGUGAUCGUCAUGUUUUCCUCCGGCGCUGGAGUAGAAGUGAUGGAGAACAGAGGCUUCCUCGGAGGGAGGGUCUACCUACCUCUCUCGUUUGCGAACAUCACGAGAGGGUUAUUCGGCAACUUUACCUUCUUGAAAUCGGACGACCUCGUCACACCGGACGGAACCUACAUAGAAACACCCAUGGAAGGAACCUCCGAAAAUCUGUACAAGUGGGGAAUGGAAUGGGUUUUGGAAGACAAAGACCAGCCGUUCAAGGGCAAAUCGCUCUUCAUGCACGAGAACUCGAGGUCCAGUAACUACUAUUACGACAAAGACUUUGUUCCAGAGUUCGAAAACCUCCCCGUACUCUCUGAGAACGCCACAACACCAAUAACGGAGAUCAACACCGUCUGUGGCGACUCUUACCAAUGUUACUUCGACUUCGUGGUGACUCUCAGGAGAGAUUUCGCCGUCAUGACCAAAUAUUAUCAGGAUCAGUUCGUCAACAUCAAGUCUCAAGGUCUCAUACGAGUGAUUUCUUGCGGCGCCCUUCCGACGCCUCCCCACGGCAGGAAGUCGACCUUCAACUUCCUGAGUGGUGCCGAGGUCAAGUUCGACUGUGACCCCGGCUACGUCCUGCUCGGAGAACAGAGGAGGUGGUGCUAUGCCUCCGGAGACUGGAACUGGCCUGAGAACGGAGAAGCUACUUGUGUCACUGAAGCAGAGUACCUGGCCAUGCAAGCAGGCAUCACAGCAGGCACCGUUCUGGCAGUGCUGCUUCCCAUCCUCAUCGCUAUUCUGUGCUACUCGUCCUAUGUGAGGAACAAGCACAAAGAACGCGCCCAGACCCUGGACUCGGUGCUCUCCCGCAAGAGACGGGCUGGAAGCAUGAGAGUCAACGCUUGGCUGGGUCGGACCAACAACGACCGAGACAGCUCACCAGAGUCUGACGAGGUGAGGAAACCGAUGAGAGAAGCCGCCAACUCAGACGGAACCAUUACGCAAGUCUAACAUCGAAGUCUUCACAAAUACUACGAGGGAAUGAAUGCUUGUGUGUUUCACGGGACUCGGUCCAAUUCAGCAAGAUUGUUUCAGAGUUAAGAAAGUCAGCGUUUGUAAGGUUGGCGGAAUGAGGUCAUUUGAAACGAAAACUAUUUUAUUACAUGUUUGUAACUGUCUGAAUUUUGUUUACCCGCGAAAAGACUGGUAAUAGUUACAAUUGAAUGAUCCCCAAGACUACCUGGCAUUUGUUUUAGUUGGCGUCUUUAUAUAUUCUUUAAUCUAUACUUGUAAAUUUUUGUCUCCGUUUAAUUUUACAAAUGCUGGAGAAUAGAUCCGUCUGAAUCAGCCUUUGGGGCAACUAGCUGAAGAAAGAUGCCACAAUUAUCCAUGUCUUAGGAGUACCUAACAAAGUAUACUUUUUCAUAUCAACUCACUCUUUUAUGCGUGUUAAGCAAAUGGAAUUCUUAAGAAAAUACCACCAUGAUCAUGAGAAAAAAUUUGGUUUAUUUCGUCCUUUAAAAAAAAGUUACAAGGAAAAUAUGGUUACUAUUAAUCGUCUGAGUUUCUCAUUGAAAUUGAAUGUUUUCAUAAGAUUUCCAUGUGCAUUUAAGUAAUUAGCUUAAGAUAAACUCGUAUGUCUUGCAACGCGUUUAGUUUGGGAGUAGAUAUUAACUGCUUUCUUCCCAGGCAUUUGAAAACCCUAUACAGACAUUAGGUUCGUAGCAUGCCCAAUAAAAGGAGUCAUUAAAACACUAGCUGUCCUCAGGAUAAUAUAAGCAAGGUUAAUUCUAAUGUAGGCCUUUACUUGAACGAGGCUAACCUAAGCUCAUGUUGUUUCUAAGCUAUCUAAAAGUUUCGUUUUGUAUUUUGUUACGAAGACAAUACCAUAUUGCACAUUGGUUAUCGUUUUCAAUAAAAUCAACUCACUCAAUGAAACUGUGAAAAGGAAUUCGUUAUGAACGUACAAUUUAGAUCAUUAUACUUGAUUUUGUUGCGUAAACCUCGUCGAUGCGACGCCAUUAAGAACUAACAAAUCAAUCAAUCAAUCUUGUUGCGUAACACCAUGGCUGAAGCAGGAAACUUGAAUGACGUCACUGAAUUUCCUUGCAUAGUUGCACCUGCCUUGAAAGUCGUCAGAUAUUUGAACCUGAGAAGAAGAGCAGCAGAAUGUGUACGUUUCAGAACUUUUUUACGAAUUACGUAAGUGAUUUUGUGGUCAGAAAUGUAAAAUUAUCGUAACAUAUUUUAAGCAAUGAAUAAAUGAAACAGGAUCCUUGAUUAUUAGUUUUAUGUCUCUGUCUCGAGUCCUUGAUUUUCUUACACGUUCUUUUUGUUUUAAGUAGUCUCUAGAUGCAUUUUGACGAGUUAGUUCCUUAGAAUCUUCAUGAACUUUGAGACUUUAGCUCUCGCUGAGUUUAAUCUCUAAGAUUUUAAGUUAAACAUCGGAUGGUGAGUAGAAUUUACGCGUUUCUGCACCAUUUAGGCACGCUCAUUUUGAAUGAAAUAAUUUAAGUCUUUGUUGAAAAGCACCCUUUUGUUAUGAAACUUUAGCUAUGUUUGUGGUGAAAAAAUUAGAAAAGUUUUUUUUCUCUCAGUUCAUAGAUUGAAAAUGAAAAUGUAAGUUAUAAUGGAGGUAAUGACAAAUCGCUGAUUCACGUUAUAUUUUUUUCGUAUGAAAAUCAGUUAUUACCUUGGAAUAAAAUAUCUUGUCAAAACAAAACUCUUAAAUUUAAACAGUGUCAUAUCUGCAUCAGAAACGUCAGAACUCUGUCAAAAUGCAUUGCCUUUUGUACAAUACUGAAUUCUGUACAAUUUCUUAAUAAAAUUCACUUGGUCAA
This is a messenger RNA of Macrobrachium nipponense, 5882 nucleotides long. It is a transcript of the gene mesh, whose product is annotated as protein mesh-like. Lineage: Eukaryota; Metazoa; Arthropoda; Malacostraca; Decapoda; Palaemonidae. Gene Ontology annotation, biological process: cell-matrix adhesion. The transcript is spliced from 23 exons. The record is from RefSeq and is a predicted model, not a curated record. The coding region runs from base 331 to 4053 and encodes 1240 amino acids.